AUGUAUACAGGGGUGUGCUUCUCUCUUGGACUGUUGGUUAUAAUGUCCCUGAGGAAUAAUCCUCCAGAAGCUGAUGCUUUCCCUUCAUUGCCUCUGUCCAAUCUCUUCACCAAUGCUGUGCUCCGAGCACAACACCUCCACAUGUUGGCUGCUGACACAUAUAGAGAUUAUGAGCGCACUUAUAUCCCAGAAAAUCAGAGACAUUCAAAUAAAAACUCCCAUGCAGUGUUCUGUUAUUCAGAAACUAUCCCUGCUCCAACUGACAAAGACAACACUCACCAGAAGUCCGAUAUGGAACUUCUGCGCUUCUCACUAACACUAAUUCAAUCCUGGCUGAACCCAGUGCAAGUUCUCAACAGGGUGUUCACCAACAAUUUGGUGUUCGGAAGUUCAGACAAAGUCUAUGAAAGACUAAGGGAUCUGGAGGAGGGAAUCCAAUCCCUAAUGAGAGAGCUAGAAGAUGGAAAUUUCCGUGGAUCUUCUUUACUCAGACUGACAUAUGACAAAUUUGAUGUAAAUCUCCGCAACGAGGACUCACUUGUGAAGAACUAUGGGCUCCUUUCUUGUUUUAAGAAAGACAUGCACAAAGUGGAGACUUACCUGAAAGUGAUGAAAUGCCGCCGCUUUGUAGAGAGCAACUGCACUAUCUAA
This is a messenger RNA of Bombina bombina (fire-bellied toad), 651 nucleotides long. Its product is annotated as somatotropin-like. Gene Ontology annotation, cellular component: extracellular region. NCBI's taxonomy places the organism in Eukaryota, Metazoa, Chordata, Amphibia, Anura, Bombinatoridae. Gene Ontology annotation, molecular function: growth hormone receptor binding; hormone activity. The record is from RefSeq and is a predicted model, not a curated record. Gene Ontology annotation, biological process: positive regulation of growth; positive regulation of receptor signaling pathway via JAK-STAT; growth hormone receptor signaling pathway. The coding region runs from base 1 to 651 and encodes 216 amino acids. The transcript has 4 exons.